This is a messenger RNA of Fusarium sp. VM40, 3291 nucleotides long. Lineage: Eukaryota; Fungi; Ascomycota; Sordariomycetes; Hypocreales; Nectriaceae. The record is from the annotation of a GenBank genome assembly.
AUGAACGCCAUUCAGAAAAGGUGUCGGCCAACACACCAAGUCAACGUCCGCAAAUGCUAUCCACGGACUGUGAAAGGCGCUGUUGAUGUCAAACCCAACAGCAGCGAACUCAGCUCACUUCUAUACUAUGCUACAAGUCGUCGCUCCAAGAUACAAAAGAUUGGUGCCUACCUGGAGAAGAAGACAGCUAGCGACGUUUGGCGUCUGCGCAUCGGAAAUGUCCAAGUUACGUUGCAGAUUCUGUCAGCCUUGAUGGAAAAGCUUCACAAGGAUUCGGUCCUUAUUGCUCCCUUUGUCCUCAAGAUCCUCGACACCGUCCUCCGAUCAAACGAUAUCACUAUGAUCGAGUCCUCCCUCCCCACGUUCGCCGCCUUUUGCGAUUACCACGACGCGGCUUUUCUCCUAGCUGAUCAGACAUAUCUCCGUCAGUACGAGGAGAUUGUCCGGUUAUAUGCUGAACUUGCUUCCACAAAACCUGCGCCAGGCAAGGAAUCGAUGACUGCCCCUAUUAAAGUUCGCUGGAGAAGUGCAGGCCUCGAGGCUAUCCGCAGCGUCUCCACAGCCGACGCACUUUCCUCGAUUACAGGUAGCCAAAUGGAUGUCAUCAUGCCUCGUAUCCUUGAGAAUUUGUGGUCAGGCACUCCCGAAUUUCUCGAAACCCUACAUCAGCGACUCGAAACGGAAGAAAAGGUCGAUGUCGAAAAGCAGAUUAGGCGGAGGACAAGCAUUGCCACAGUUGGAACCGAUGGCGGAAACGAUCCCAAUCCUGUUGCCCUUUCCGGAACUGCGGGCGAUGUUGACAGACUUGCCGAAGAGGAAGUAGCAGUCUUGGCCAUGCAGUGUUUGAAGAGCAUUUUUAUCAUCCCGACUCGCGCUCAAAUCCACGGUGCUACCGUCUCCCUCUUGAGGUUCAUCCAGGAAAAGGUGGCACAAGGAGACUCUGUAGUUGAGCUUCACGAUGACCGGGAGCGAGAUAAUGGCUGGGCAAUCAGCAUUUACAACAUCAUUUCGCGAUGGGCACCCGUGCAAGACCGAUACACCAUUCUCGUCGCAGCCCUUGAAACACUACUACGAAUUCCCGUGCAAGACUCCACUCUCGACGAACAACUCGCAUUGGUAACAAUCAUGAGCUCCCUCCUGCGGUCUGAUGUCAACCUCAUUGGGUUGAGUAUAAUGGAUGUACUCCUUGGUUUGAUCAAGCAAAUGAGGAAACUGUUUAGGCUACGAACCCCCACCAGCCAGAGCGACGACGGCAAUGCUGCCGCUGAAUCGGAAUCAGUCGUGCGCCAAAAGACUAAGCAUCUUGUGGACCGACUUGAACUGUGUAUUGGUGAUUUGGCUACACAUGUUUACUAUGCCGAUCAAAUUUCCGAUAUGAUUUCCGCCAUUAUCCUCCGACUCAAGCCAACUCGCUCUCAUAGCAUCAAUUCCUCUCCUGGAGGCGAAAAGAACGGUAAUAAUGAAGCUGGACCAGGCGCCUCAACAAUCGAAUUGAGCGACAGCCAACAGCUUGACCACUAUUUCUGCCUCAACACCGGGAGAGCUUCUGGUCUCCGUGCUAUCAAGGAGAUCCUCCUCGUCGCGAACCCCCAGAAGAAGCUGACUGGCAACCUGGCAUUGUCACGUAGCCCCGUACCGAUUUACAUCUGGGAGGGUACCCAUUGGCUUCUUCGUGAUCCUGACGGCUACGUUCGCAGGGCAUAUAUGGAUGCUCUUAUUACAUGGCUGGACCGAGAGACGUCUUUUGCGAACGAGAUUGCGGUCGAGGAGAAGCUCCCUCGUUCUCGUUCAUCCAUCAAGAUUAGUAAAGAGAACGGCGUCAACCGUCGAGCCGUUUCAAGUGCCUCCAACAGACAGCGAGGUUCAAAGCCACGCCAAUCGCAGUUCCUGGCUCUGCUGCACCUAGUCAUAUACGAUAAUGCUCUACAGUUUGUCGAGUACGAAAACGAUCUAAUUAUGCUCCACAUCCUUCUUACGAAGUUGGUCUCGCAGCUGGGUGUAAAUGCUGCUAGAUUUGGCCUCCCUAUGAUCUACCGCCUACAGGAGGAUAUCCAAGACAUCGAUACGCCUCUGUAUAAGGUGCGGACUGCGGCGCUUUGCCAUGGAUACUUCUGGGCACUUACCGACAAAUUUGAGUUCAAGGACUCUGUUAUCGGUAUAGCUAUCGAGCAAGAGGUGGCGCGUCGCCAAAGAAAGGGAUUCUGGAUUCAAGGCAUCAGCAUGCCACCUCCCCCAGUUCAUCGUGUGGGAAUGCCUGGCGAGGCUCGUGUACAGCCAGAAUGGGAUCCUGCUUCGCUUGAGAGAGAGGAGUUGCUUCCAUUUGAUGACAGAGAAUCACUUGUCGAAUGCAUCGUGUCGCACUACCAUGACAGCCUUCAAGCACCUCCCGGAAGCCCUGGCGCGUCCCCAGGAAGGGUACCCCCGGGGCCAAUCCUGGGCUCGAGUAUAAACUCUACAGCACAGGCUGAUCCCAACUCAGAACUGCCAGUCAUAUUCCGCGAACAUAUGCUGACAGACUGGUCCAGAGACGCAGCGGCAGCCGCCCUUGCCUCUGCUGGAAAGUCGGAAUCCAUGACAGGGUCGAAAACGGAAACGGCGGGAACGCGAGGUCAUCUAACAGUCAGGACGGAGGGCGCGAACGGUAACGGGGUUAAUGGCAAUGGGUCGAUAUCGCCUUAUGGGAGCCAGUACAAUCUGAUGACUGACUCGGCUCAUCGUGAAAAGGGUCGAGAAGGGACAAUCCCAAGGCAUCGAAAGAGCAGCAUGCGCAGUGCUGUCUCGCCAGCUGGUUCAACUGGCAACCGGGGUACCGUCGCCUCGGUCGAUCAGCUAAAGCUCGUGCUAUCAGGCAACCCUCCACCCAAGACGGCUCUCAUCGGGGAUGACGACAGUGGAGACAGCAUGGUCAGCUACGAUUACAGUCCUUCCGAGACCAGCUUUAACCCGGCUACGCAGAAUGAUCAGCCGAGUAGCCCGACAAGCGUCAAACGACCUGGCACCUCAUCCAAACGUGGGCCUCUGAGCGCACACCCUCCCCUUGGGGGAGCACCUAACCUGCAUGACGAGAAUGGCCAGGACGACGAGUCGGUGCCGCCUGUGCCACCUCUGCCGGACGUGAACUUGUACGGAGGAAAGAAAAGUCCUAUCCAAUCCAGAGGGAGUGAUGGAAGUCGACCUAGAUCGGUACACUCGCAGAACACGAAAUCAAUGGAUCUGCAGGAUCUCCUCCGAGGAAUCGACAGUCGGCCGAGUGAAGGAAGUUUGGGUAAUGUGACGAGACCUCCAUACUAG